Molecule: messenger RNA, 1638 nt
Organism: Eruca vesicaria subsp. sativa (arugula)
Lineage: Eukaryota; Viridiplantae; Streptophyta; Magnoliopsida; Brassicales; Brassicaceae
Source: the annotation of a GenBank genome assembly
ACUUCGACACUUCAACUCACUUUGUCUCUCCCCUUUGUAAUAAUAAACCCAAAAUCACAUAACAAGACACCAAAGUUAAAAAAAAAAAAAAUGGCGGAAGAAUCUUCUACCAUCACCACUCUCUCUCCACCGGAAAAUUCAAACUCUACUCAUGAAGUCUUGGCAACAGAGACUGAAACUCCAAAGAAAACAACUGACACUGAUCCGCCGGAAAAUUCAGUAACCGCGGCGGCUCAGCCUGAAGUAACACCGGAAGAGCACCACCCACCAAAAGUAACGGAAACAGAAACGGCAUCAACGGAGAAGAAAGAGACGUCGCAGAAGGAAGCUGCUGAAGAAGACAAGAGAAUUCCACAGAAUCUUGGCUCGUUCAAAGAAGAGAGCAGCAAACUCUCUGAUCUCUCCAUCUCCGAGAAAAAAUCUCUUGACGAGCUGAAGCCUCUUGUGCGAGAAGCUCUAGACAAUCACCAACUCGGUUCAGUCACUAAACCGGAAGAAGUCACGAUAUGGGGAGUUCCUCUACUCAAAGACGAUAGAAGCGACGUCGUUUUACUUAAGUUCCUACGAGCUAGAGACUUCAAGGUGAAAGAUUCGUUGACCAUGCUCAAGAACACACUCAAGUGGAGAAAGGACUUCAAGAUCGACGAGUUGGUCGAUGAAGACCUCGUGGAUGAUCUUGACAAGGUUGUGUUCAUGCAUGGACACGACAGGGAAGGACACCCGGUGUGUUACAAUGUCUACGGUGAGUUUCAGAACAAGGAGCUUUAUGAAAAGACGUUCUCUGAUGAGGAGAAGAGGAAACAUUUCUUGAGGACAAGGAUUCAGUUCUUGGAGAGGAGUAUAAGGAAGCUAGAUUUCAGCUCCGGUGGGGUUUCCACCAUUUUUCAGAUUAAUGAUAUGAAGAAUUCUCCGGGGUUGGGGAAGAAAGAGCUUAGAUCGGCGACCAAGCAAGCUGUGGAGUUGCUUCAGGACAAUUACCCUGAGUUUGUAUUCAAACAGGCUUUCAUCAAUGUUCCUUGGGGGUACCUUGUGUUUUACACUGUGAUUCCGUUCAUGACACCAAGAUCAAAGAGCAAGUUGGUGUUUGCUGAUCCAUCAAGAUCAGCCGAAACCCUUUUCAAAUACAUUUCACCCGAACAAGUCCCGGUACAAUAUGGAGGAUUGAGUGUAGAUCCAUGUGACUGCAAUCCAGACUUCUCCUUGGAUGAUCCAGCCUCGGAGGUCACUGUUAAGCCAGGAACAAAGCAAACUGUUGAGAUCAUAAUUUAUGAGAAAUGUGAAAUAGUGUGGGAGAUAAGGGUGAUUGGGUGGGAAGUGAGCUACAAGGCAGAGUUUGUACCUGAAGAGAAAGAUGCUUAUAUGGUGGUUGUACAGAAACCAAGGAAGAUGAAACCAGCAGACGAACCGGUGUUAACCCAGAGCUUCAAAGUGAAUGAGCUUGGCAAGGUUUUACUCACAGUAGACAACCCAACUUCUAAGAAGAAGAAGCUCGUUUACAGGUUCAAUGUCAAACCUCUUUGAAGUGAGUGAGAUAUGUCUUAUGUGUUUAUUGUAUGUUUUGGUUUAUCAUAUAUCAUUUGGUGUGUGUGGUUUACACGAUGGAGGUUCUGCAUCUUUUGCUCAUGUAAAAUAAUUUGA